Anthostomella pinea is the source of this 576-nucleotide messenger RNA. The record is from the annotation of a GenBank genome assembly. NCBI's taxonomy places the organism in Eukaryota, Fungi, Ascomycota, Sordariomycetes, Xylariales, Xylariaceae.
AUGCCAGCCCUCCUCGAAUUUCUGCCCUUUCCACAACUGCUAACCGAGCUCCGAAUCCAGAUAUGGGAGGUCUUCGUCCGGGAGGUCGACACCAACCGCCUCGUCCUGAUCGACGGGCGGCGCAUCCUCCCCGUCCAAUCCCUCGCCUCACCCCUCUUGCGCGUCAACACGUUGAGCCGCCAUAUAGCCCUGAAGUGGUACCCAACACGACUUCCCCUCUACGACAUGAACAAGGCGGCACGCUAUCGCCACUUCGCGAGGCUCUCAGUCCGCAACAACAAGGACCGGUCGCUCGGCCUCCCGGUGUCGUCCCGGGGAAACCCUAUGCGCGGUACCACCACCACCACCACCACCACCAACCAUCUGGACUACUACGGCACGCUCUAUCUCAACCUCGAGCGCGACAUCUUCGUAGUGCACAAGUUCGGGCUGCAAUGGCGGCCCGACGUGCCCCGCAAGAAGGGCCCAGAUGGGGAGGAUGAUUCCGGCGGCACCUACGUCCGCUCGCGAUGCGACUCUGAGACUCCCGAUGCCGCCGAGUCUGCUGAUUUUACUGAGUCUGCCGAGGCUGCGUAG